Messenger RNA from Ascoidea rubescens DSM 1968, 3671 nucleotides. RefSeq lists its product as uncharacterized. Gene Ontology annotation, biological process: regulation of DNA-templated transcription. The coding region runs from base 233 to 3586 and encodes 1117 amino acids. NCBI's taxonomy places the organism in Eukaryota, Fungi, Ascomycota, Saccharomycetes, Ascoideales, Ascoideaceae. The transcript has a single exon. The record is from RefSeq and is a predicted model, not a curated record. Gene Ontology annotation, cellular component: Rpd3L-Expanded complex; nucleus; Rpd3L complex.
UGCUGCCAGAGCCUCCCGACACUCCUCUGCCUCUGCUGCCUCUGCCGCCGCUGCUUCCCAGAUCCUGUUUUCUAUGCUCUGCUUCCUCUCCACUGUGCACUUUUAAGAGACGCUUGAUAUUCCACUGGCUUCUGUUUGCUUGCAACUUUAUUUACUUGCUCUGCGAUAUUGGUUAUUAUCUGUUUUCUAACCGUAGCAAGACCAGUUUAGACAAUAGAGUUUAUUAUGAGUUAUGACUUCCGAUGAUUCUCACACAACCACUCACACAAUUGAUCCAGCUGCCUUCCACCAUCUCUUCAACACACUCAACACUUCUGCUCCAACCAACACCUCCUCUGAUCCUCCAAAUGAUACUACGACUCACAUCUCCAAUAUCUUCAACCUCAGCAACCUCAAUUACAGCUGCAUAACGAUAACUGACCACUUGCCUCCCGACCUCAUCAGAUCUCUAUGGUUGAUCCAAAAUCUAAAUUUGUCCUUUGAAAAAAGACAGUCUUUGUUGAACGAUAAGCUCAUCGAGUUCAAGUCUCUCAUUGAAUUCGAAUCAAAUUUGAAUUUGUCCAUCUUUAACCGAAACAGAAACAAACUCACCACCUCCUCUUCCUCCUCCUCCGGCAACAACACUAAUAAUAAUAUCCACAUUUUUCAUAAAAAGACAAAACUAAUAUGGGAAAUUAAAUCUUUAAUAAAUAAUCUAAAACUCAUAAACUACGAAUCGCAAAAGGAAUCAAUUAAAUUUAAAUCUCUACUAACCUUUUCUUCAAACUACUUAAAUAACUCAAUCUAUACUUUAAUCAAUCAUUAUUACUCAAUCUUAAAACUAUCUAUAUCUAAAAAUUUAUCUAAUAAAAACUUGUCAUCUAAAAAUAAAAAUCAACUUAAAAACACAAAAACCAAUAAAAUCAUUAAAAUCAUCAACAACUUUAGUAUCACUAACAAAAACAAUUUUAAAAAUAAUUACACAAACGACUUAUUAUUCAAUGAUUAUAUAAUUAAUUCCAACACAAAUGGCAAUGAUACCAUUAAUGACGACAACAACAAUAAAGAAAAAACUCUCAAUUUCAAUUCUCACGAUACGUUUUUCAAAGAUUUACUCAAAUCUUCAAAUCAAAACUUAUUCUCCUUUAUUAAUGACUUUAAGAAUUUCAACAUUCAUCUGAACAACAAUUUACUCAAAAAAAAUGAAAUCCUAAAAAAAACCUCUAAAUCUCAAAAAUUGCCAAAACUAAAAAUUAAAAUUCCUCCUCUGUCCUCCAUUAACGACUCUCUUAUAAAUACUCCCACAUCCAUUCCAAACUCCCCUUCUAUAAAUAUCACCAACCAAUCUCAAGAAUCCCCUAAAUUGCCCACUAUAACAUCUCUUAUAUCAAAUGAUAAACAGCGACCAAGAUUAACAUUCAAAUUACCAAUUCCCAAAUCUCUUUCCUCCCCUCUAAAUUUCCCAUCAAACAAUAUCAUUAAUAACAAUAAUGAUGACAAUAUCGAAAAUGAUCUCAUUUUUCAGAAUCAAAACCAAACUUCACUUUUAAACGAUAACUCCUCAUCUCAAAGAUCUCGAAGACCUCAAAGAAGUCUGAAAAAACAAUAUAACAAACAAUUUAUAGUACCGAGAAUAGCUUCAAGAUUAAGAAGUAAUACGCUUCUCGAUGACUCUAAUAUACAAGGUUUAACUAGAUUAAGAAAAGAAAGAACAAAAAAACAAUCAAAUAAUCAUGACCAUGAUUAUGAUCAUAAUCAUAAUCAUAAUCACAAUCUCAAUCACAAUCACAACUAUAUUCACUUUUCAUUUUCUGAAUCCCCACUUCUAAACGAAUUCCCCGAUAAAAUUAUAAAUCAAGAUCAACCUGUUAAUAAAGAAAAAAAUGACAUUUAUAAUUCAAAUGAAAAGGAAAAAAGCCCUCUUCCAACUCAAGAAAUUGACCAGAAAACAUUCAAUAUAAUUGAAAAUGAAAAUGAAAAGCAAACUAAUGGAUAUUUAAAUACAAAUCAAAUAAACAAUCAAACAAAUAAUCAAACAAAUAAUCAAAUGAAUGAACACCCAAUUCAAAAUAACAUCUCUCAGGAAAAUAUACAAAAUGAAACAAUUCCAAAAAAUUUGAAUGCUAAUCAAAAAGAAAAACCAAAAAGAAGAAAACAACACAGAAAUAGUUUUCUUAACACUAAUAACAUAAUACCUUUAAAUGACUUCAAUAACAGAAGAGCUUUUAGGUCUUCUUCGGUAUUUACUCCAGUUGAUAAUAGAAAUAUUAGAAAUGGAGUUAAAAAAAAUGAAAAUUUCCUCAAGUUUGACAAAAGAAAAAAAUAUACUGAACAUGAAUUAGUAAACGAAAAACAAAUGGGAAUGGGAAUAGAAAUGGAAAUAGAAAUAGAUACUUUGGGAAGUAAAAAAGUUAAAAAAGAAAAAUUAGAAAAUAGUUUUAACCAGAAAGACGAAUUUAUUAGAAGACGAUCCCAAAGAGUCUUUCUUUUGGAUAAAAUCAAAGAAGACCAGUUAAAAGAGAAGGAAAUCAACACUAAAAAUACAAAUUCUAAUAAAGAAAAACAAGAAAAAAAAGAAAAUACCACCUUUAAAAAUUCAAAAAAUUCAAAAAAAACAAAAAAAAGCACAAAAGAACACAAAAAUAUAGACGUAAAAGAAGAGAGAUAUUGCUAUUGCAACGAUAUUUCUUAUGGUCCAAUGAUUGGAUGUGACAAUGAUUCAUGCAAAUAUGGAUGGUUUCAUUAUCCAUGUAUUAAUAUGCUUCGAGCACCAUCAGCUUUAAAAAAAUGGUAUUGUCCUACUUGCAAAGAGGAAAUGGAUAAAAAGGAAGAACAGAAAAAAAACAAAAAACAAAUAAUAAAUAAUAGUAAGAUUGGAAAAAACUGGAAAAAGAAACCGGGGAACUUUCAGAGAGUGGUUAGAAACAUAAAAAAACCACACACCGGCUGGGUGCAUAAAAAGGUAACAAAAGUAUUCAAUUACACAUUAAAUGGGUUUAGAGUUGCUAAAGAAGACAAAUCUAUUUCGAACAAUGUGGUAGGAAAAAAGAAACCAGGCCCCAGAAAACGUAGAUCUUUGAGAGGAUAUGGAAGACUCUUAAAAGAAUUGGAGCCUUACAACGUAGCCGGUGCUAAAGAUGUGACACCAAUUGAAGUUCAAAACGAAGUUGCAGAGAAACUUCACGAGGCUGAAGAGCUAUUACAGCAGGAUGUUGUUAAUGAGGUCCUAGGCGAGUCUGCAGAUAGCGAAAUGUCUAUUAUGAAACCCAGGAAAGCCAGAAAGAAAAGGAUUUUAAAAGAACUCGAAGCUUUUAAUGCUGAUGGAGAACAGGAAGCCAAUGCAUUUGGACUAUCUCCUACAUUUCCUAUCAGAGAGCUCAGAAACCACAAAUCAAAAGAGAUGCUGGAGUUUCCUGACGAAACCAGUUUAAUCAACACUUCAAUUGGCGAUGGAAAUUAUUCAUUGAAACCAGUAAAUGAAAAACAUGGCAAACACAAUAAGGAGGAAAUUCCAUUGAACAUGGGAAAAAGAAAAAGAGAAGAUGAGAAUAGUUUAUUUACAAGCAAGCGACGUCAAUUGCGUUCUUCGUUUGUUCCAAGAUCUUAGAUAUGGAAACAUAAUUAGUUUUUUUUUAUUUUUUAGGGAUUUGAUUCAAUUUUUGUUAGCUUGUUUAAUUUUUGUACAAUAGGAA